Paramisgurnus dabryanus is the source of this 12455-nucleotide messenger RNA. Lineage: Eukaryota; Metazoa; Chordata; Actinopteri; Cypriniformes; Cobitidae. The record is from RefSeq and is a predicted model, not a curated record.
UUACUCUACUGAGACUUGAGCUGCUGUUGUCAGUUUCAACAAAAUGGCUGCUGGAGCGCCGCGAACGAAAAUCCAGUGAACGCUUCGUGUCAGCGCAAUAUCAUUUUAAAUGGAUGUAUUGGAAUUCCCAUACCAUCUAUCCAUCUGGAGCACUUGCUCGUGGACUCGUUUACAUGCGUGUUAGCGAACUAAAAGCAUGCUGAAAAUUUUCCCUUUACGCACUUUAUACAGUAUAUAUGUGACUUUCUUGAUGUGAAAACGUCAUUCAUAGAAGCUCAAACUGCCCGUGUGCGCGCGCGUGUGUGUGGCUGCUUUGAAAAAUCGCCGAAAUGUUACAAAUCAUCAACGUUAAGCUUUCUAGCUAAUGAGCAAAACGUCCUUUUCACUGUUUGCACUGGCAUUUUUAGAGAUAUUUUUGGCCUCCGGAUAAAUUCUUGCAUAUUGAGAGGUGAAUUCCUCAACUGGAAAGUCAGGCUCGCCAUUGCAGCUUUACUGCAAGAGUGACUGCGACUGAAUACAUCUGAACUGUAUCAGUACGGGUAUCGACAACAUCCACCAUGCAGCUCAUGCAUCCGAUUUGAACAGCAGACUGCAUUGGUUUCGUGUGCGGAAUAAAGCCUUGGGACAAAACAGGAGACAGAAGAGGAGAACCAUUUGAUGGAAGAAAAGAAAAAGAAAAAGCAAGACGAAAAGAAAAAGAAGGAAGCUGCUCAGAAAAAGGCUGCUGAACAGAAAACCAAAGUGCCAGACUCUGCCAAGCCCAGCCCCACCCCUCCUCCCCCCACCAACCCAUCCGUGCCCUCAGCCAACAGCAGCAGUGGUGGCAAUGGCAAGCGUGCAUCCUCCAGCAACCAGCAGCAGCAGCCGGCAGCCCCACGCUACCCGCCCAGAGAGGUGCCCCCUCGUUUCCGUCAGCACGAACACAAGCAGCUACUGAAGCGGGGCCAACCUUUGCCCGCCGGGAGCCCGGCUCUCACGCAGCCACCCUCAGCCAAUACUACACCUCAGUCCUUCUCCCAGAACCACACAGAGCUGCCCCAACAGAGUGGCCUGGCAGCCCAGUAUGAGAAUAUACCCCCCAAACGCAGUGCCACUACAGCCUCUUCCAACAGCUGCAGCGGCUGGGAUCCACUGAUUAUUGACAAGAGCGAUACUGAGGCGUGGCCUUCCAUUUCAUGCAAAGAAAGCCACGGCCCUGCAGGAUGCCAAUUGGACACUGAAAGCGUCAGUGAUAUUAGCAGCACAAGCAGCAUGAGCAUGGCCACAGGAUCUGGCCAGCAAGGCCAUUUCUCCACCAAUCACCCCAGCAAAGCCAAUGUCAGCCACUCAGGAGGUCUGCUCUCCAGUCAGGGUGGGGCCAGCAGAGGCUGGGGCUCUGGCCCAUCUCCUGCCAGUGGAGGAGAAGGGAAGAAUGAAGUGUCCAGCACAUCAGUGGGAGUCAGGGGUUGGGGCUCCUCCAACUUUAACUUGAACUUAAAUCCCAAUGCCAACCCCUCUGCCUGGCCAGUUCUGGGACAUGAAGGGACCGGCAUGGGUGGUGGCAGCUCUGGGGGAAACAAUCCUCCUCCUUCUAAUCUCUGUAGCCCACCGGGCAGUUUGCCCAGUCAGGGCUCUAGCAGCGGUGGCAGCAUAAGUGGUGCCAAUGGAAAUUCUGCAGGUAAUGGUGGUAGUGGCAAUUGCAACACCACAUGGGGUAGCAUUAUGCCCAGUGACUCCUCAGAGCCACACUCCAGCCCAUCCACGAAUGUGUCUUUCAGCUCCGAACCUCAGAACCUUAACACUGAUGGACCAAAUCACACUAAGCAGGAGCCCAGAAGCCCUGGCCACUGCCUGCCUAACUGGGGGGUUGGCUCUGCAGGCAUGGGCUCAUUUGUUCAAACUCCAGGAGGGGCCUCACAGGUCAAUGGUCAGGAAGAACCUGUUUGGGGUAAUGGAGAUGCCAAGUCUGUUAGUGGCUCAAAAGACUCUGGUUGGGACUCAGGGAGCAGCUGGGGACAGGGAGUGGCCUCAGGAACUGCUAGCUGGGGACAAGCUUCCUCAACUGGAGACUGGGGUAAACACUCCAACAGUGAGGCCAAAGGAUGGGAUUCUACUAGCUCUCCCACCCAAGAGCAGCAACUUAAUUCUUGGGUUCGUGGGCCCAAUGCCCCAGCUAGUGAGGGAAGCAGUGAUAGCAUGGAAUGCUGUCCUCGCAGAAGGGACCGCUCAUCAAGGGAUGAGACUUCUCCUAUUCUGCCUACCCCGGAUAUGGACCCCAGAGUUCUGUGCAACACGGGCUGGGGACAAACACCUGUACGUCAACACACUGCUUGGGAGACAGAAGAAGCUGCACGCUCCAACCGCAAGAAUGACAUUGGAACUGAUGCCUGGGGCUCAACCUCAAAUGCAACCAAUGCAGGACCAAUACCAACUUCUGGCAAUGCCAAUAUAAACUCUGCCAAUGCAUCCAGACCUGAUUCUGGGAGCAAGAAUGAGGGCCCUUGCCCUAGUACUGGAGCUGCACCAGGCUGGGGUACAGCCAUGCAACCACCCCAGGCUGGUUCUGGUUGGACGGAUCCGGCCAACAACAAGAAACCCUCCAGUGGUCCUGGAAACUGGGGCAGUACCCCAUCUGGUGGUCCGGGUGGCAACCUGCAGAAAAGUGGUCAAACUUGGGGUUCUGAGGAAAAAUCUCCUACCUGGGAGGAGAGUCAUGCUAAAAUCAAACCACAGGGUUGGACUGAGGGUCACAAAUCAUCUCAAGGAUGGGGCAAUGGGCCUAGUGGAGAAAGUGGAUCUGGAGGAGAAUGGGGUGAACCUGCAGACGGGAAAAAAAAUGGCCCAUCCAGCUCCUCCUGGGAGGCAGAAGGAUCAGGCUGGAAUGAGGGCUCCAGAUGGGGAAAACCUGCCCCAACAGUAGGAGGAAACUGGGGAGAUACACAGCGCCCCAAUGUGCAACCACAAGGAUGGAAUAACAAGCCUCAGGAUGGCAACAAUGGCAAUAGUGGCAGUGGAAGCAUGGGUUCUUGGGGAGGUCCAAGCUCUAUAAAACAAAGCGGCUCUGGAUGGGGUGGAGGAAAUAGUGGAAGUGUUAAACCCGAUCACACUGGAGAGCCCACUGGAUGGGAGGAGCCAUCUCCACCCUCUAUCCGUCGUAAAAUGGAGAUCGAUGACGGUACCUCAGCUUGGGGUGACCCAAGUACACAUAACAAGACAGUCAAUCUCUGGGACAGAAAUAACCCUGGCAUGCAAGGCAAAUCAGGCCCUGCCAAUGCCAACAAUGUACCCAACAACCAUCAUCAUCAUUCCCAUCAUAACCAGCCUCCCAUGCAGACCCACAGUCAUGGAGGGCCAAACUCUAAUAAUAACCACAUUUCCCCUGAUAACGUAGCCCCACAUCAAACAGGGCCUCCACACAACAGAACUGGGCUAAUGAAUCCAGGAUGGGGGGAGAUGACAAACGUCCAUUCAAAACCUGAACCCACAUGGGGAGAGCCAGCCGCCCCUGCAGUAAGUGUGGACAAUGGCACUUCGGCAUGGGGUAAACCCCCAGGUGGCUGUGGAGGCUGGAGUGAUAAUGGGCCUGAAGUCUAUGGUAGAGGUAACGGACCUCCUGGACCUGCCCCCUGCAAACCUGCCCCCAAAUCUAUGCAAGAUGGCUGGGGAGGUGGUGAGGACAUGGGUAUGUCUGCGGGGCAUUGGGAUCAAGAGGAGGGAGAUAUGUGGAACAGCACUGCAUCUCAGGAGAGCAACUCAUCCUGCAACUCCUGGGGCAACCCACCCAAGAAGGGCCCACCAAAGGUUAAAGUCCCAAACAAACAGGAUGAUACCUGGAUCAUGAAUCGUCUGAUCAAGCAGCUAACUGACAUGGGCUUUCCUAGAGAUCCUGCGGAGGAGGCUCUUAAGAGCAACAACAUGAACUUGGAUCAGGCUAUGAGCGCCCUGUUGGAGAAGAAGUCCGAACUAGAUAAACGGGGGAUGGGAAUCUCUGACUACAACAACGGCCUAGUCAAUAAACCAAUGGGCUGCAGGCCUUCGGUCAUCUCCAAAGAAUCCUCUUCAGAUCGUCCUCCUUUCAUGGACAAGGAUGCUGGGCUAGUAGAUGAUGCCCAAACCUCACCGUUUAUGCCUUCUCCGAGCCUGAAGCUCCCGAUGGGUAGUGCUGCACUCCCUGGCCAAAGCCUUGGAGUUGCCAUGCAAAACUUGAACAACAGACAGAUGCAGAGCGGAGUGUUUGGUAGCAGUGGAGCAGCACAAGCCCGGGCCCUGCAGCCGCAGCAGCCUCCUCCCCAGCCGACAGUGCCGCCUCUCAACUCCUCCCAGCCUAGUCUACGCGCUCAAGUGCCUCAGUUUCUCACCCCUCAGGUUCAAGCACAGCUUUUACAGUUUGCAGCAAAAAACAUUGGUCUCAACCCUGCACUUUUAACCUCACCAAUAAACCCUCAGCAUAUGACCCUGUUGAACCAACUUUAUCAGCUGCAACUGGCGUACCAGCGUUUACAAAUUCAGCAGCAGAUGUUGCAGGCACAGCGCAGUGUUUCUGGCCCCAUCCGACAGCAAGAGCAGCAAGUUGCACGUACAAUCAAUAACAUGCAGCAACAGAUUCAGCAGCAUCAGCGGCAGCUGGCUCAGGCUCUGCUGAUGAAACAGCAGCAGCAACAGCAGCCGCCCCCCUCUCACCCGGGCCUGCAUCCCAGCGCAGGCAAAUCAGCUUUGGACACGUUUCCCGUCCAUCCCCAAGCCUCCAGUCUCUCCGUUUCUGACCUUCAGACCAAAGAGCCGCAGUCUUCUCCGAACUCCUUCUCCCCCUACCCUAUGUCUGGAUUGAACCAUAACAUGAAUGUAAACUGCAUGGACAUGGGUGGCCUGUCUAUUAAAGACCCUCCUCAGCCUCAGUCACGCCUAUCACAGUGGACACACCCUAACUCCAUGGAUAAUCUCUCUGGCAACUCCUCUCCAAUGGAGCCUAACUUCAACAAGCACGGUGCUUUCUCUGUAGGCCCCAGUCUUGGUCCCCCAAGUAAGCCUCAGUUGGAUGACUCCUACAGUCCCUAUCUGAUUCCCAGCUCCGAGUCUCCUGCCAGUCCUCUGGCACAUCAUGAUAGCUGGGGCCAGGGCAAGAACACCAAUGACAAGAUCUCAAAUGGGACCAAUGUCAACUGGCCUCCAGAGUUCUGUCCUGGAGUUCCCUGGAAAGGACUGCAAAAUAUCGACCCUGAGACCGACCCCAAUGUGACCCCAGGGAGUGUCCCCAGUGGACCUACCAUCAAUACCAACAUUCAGGAUGUUAACCGCUAUCUGCUCAGAGACCGAAGUGGAGGCAAACUCUCUGACAUGAAGUCCACUUGGUCACCGGGGCCCAUCUCACACACCCAGGCUUCUCUAUCUCACGAGCUUUGGAAAGUCCCUCAAGGACCCCGAAACACGACGGCUCCCACGCGACCACCCCCGGGCCUGACCAACACCAAGCCCUCGUCCACGUGGGGCGGAAACACCCUGGGCCUUGUGGCCGGAUGGAGCGGCUCUUACUCCUCAGGAACCACGUGGAGUACAGACAGCUCCAACAGAAGCACUAGCUGGUUGGUCCUAAGAAACCUCACCCCACAGAUCGAUGGUUCAACACUGCGGACACUGUGCAUGCAACAUGGCCCACUUAUCACAUUCCAUCUCAACCUGACGCAGGGCAAUGCAGUUGUGCGCUACAGUUCAAAAGAGGAAGCUGCCAAAGCUCAGAAGUCCCUACACAUGUGUGUUCUGGGAAACACCACUAUCUUGGCGGAGUUCGCUGGAGAAGAGGAGGUGAACCGCUUCUUUGCACAGGGUCAGUCCCUUACGCCCACCACAAGCUGGCAGGCCAACCCCGGCACCAAUCAAACGCGGCUGGGUGGCGGAGGGACGGCGGCCACGCACCCUAUCGGCCACUGGACCAGCAGCGGCCUGGGCGGAGGAGCGGGCGGCACAGGGUCCGGCGGCAAGGCGAACAAUGAGCUGCUGUGGGGGGGCGUACAGCAUUACUCCAGCCUCUGGGGGCCGCCCAGCGCCGAGGACGGUAGGGUUGUCGGCAGCCCCACCCCAAUCAACACGCUGCUUCCUGGAGACCUGCUGAGCGGAGAGUCCAUGUGAGAGUGCCAAGCACUUCGAAGAAGCGACCCCCCCCUGAAACUUUCAUGAGCAAAAACCAAGCAAAUCAUUUGGCGAUAAUCAACGUCAGUGGAACUGUGAACCAAGAGACACUCGCGUAAAGGCUGCUGACCUUCUUCCGCUUCGACUUUUUUGUUUUGCGUCGUUUUAUCGGUGUUAUUUUGAUCACGAGGCUUGGGUUGCAGUAUUCUAUAGACUUCUUAAGAAGAACGGUGACUAAAAGAGAAGUGAACCUUUACUAAGACUUUUCUCUAAUGACUGAUACCAGUGUGAAAGUGUGUUUUACUACAGCUGAUGAGACAAGCUGCCAUAUUUUUCAAUUCCAGUGGCACGAGCACAUCCCAUCAGCCCAAUCACAGCAUAUCACCACUUCCCCCCUCUCCACGAAGAAACGUGCAUCAUUCCAAACAACCCCCUUUUUCUUGGACUGGAUCCAUGGCUUUUUCAGUGAUCGUUUGGAUUGUACGGAUUAUUUGACAGCACUAAACUUUAGCCUUAACUGCUGUUCGGUCCCCACUCCACUCGUACCCGAGACUUACUGAAGAAAUUCAUCGGAGAAUUGCACAUUUUCUCAUUUUCUGAGCCAGCCGAGCGAAAACAGACCGUCGUGCGAACGAUCUCAAACAGCAUAGAUGUAUUUGUCCUUCCUGUUUCCCUCAGUUGCCUUCCUGUCCUCAUUACUCUUUAAAGGACAGACAGGUACAGUAUGUGGCCCCACUGCACAUCCGAGGCAUAUCUUCUUACGCUGAGAGAGGACAGCUGAGGGCAAGUGUGCGCGUGUGUGCUAAAUAUGUAAACCACUGCUCAUAAAAACCGUACAGGAAAUCCUUUUCCAGUGCGCCACGUGGAAUCGAUGGACUACUUUCUUGAAUUUUCCUAAAUGACCUCUUCAAGAACAUAAGCCCUCAUUGUUGUUUGUCUGACGUGCAAUAUAUGCCACAGACUCUUCCGUCCAGCUCGACACAGUAAACUGUUGCUGAUGAAACGGUAGGAGCUUGUUUUGGGGAAUUAAAGACUCGCGUCCUCUUGCGUGGGACUCGACAGAAGAGAAGCUUCUGGGUGCGUAAGCCCUUGGGGAUAAAACAUUCACAAGCACUUCCUCUACACACUCAAGGACAGUGUGACUACAGGGGCACAGGGGAUUCAAACCAAAUAAGAGGUGUUUCUUGUAACCCAGUAGACAAAGUGCAUUUUUUGUUGUUGUUGUUGUAUUUGGUACAAAAGUAUGGAACAAAGACAAGGGGUGGUUUAUUCAUAGCACUUAGCAAGAGCUUCAAGCUCCGAUUUCAAUGCCAACAAAAUUACACAUGGAUGUGUGAAAACUGACAAAAAAAAGAGCAACGAUGAAAAGCAAUCUACAGAACUUCUCCAGGCUCCUUUUUGAACUCUAAAUGGAUUUUGACAUUUAUUUUCUUGUCUUUCCAAUGGACUCGGACGUAAAAAAAAAAAAAUGGUAGCAAAAUCGAAGGGAUGUCUGAUGAGGAAAAAAACACCAAGACUGAAGCGUUCAUGUUUUUUUCUUCGAGAUGAUAUAUAGAUCUAUAUAUCAAAGUAAAUAUCACUGUUACAGUACUCCAAAAUCAUUAGCCUUCUCGUCUGGAGCUUGACGUGUUGUAAUGUUUCUAAUGGAUUCUGUGGGGCCGCCUGCCCUGGUGGCCCCGCCUACCUGUAUGAUAAGUGUGGCCAUUGAGUGCCUAUCUGCUGUGGCGCCUCUGGUGCCCACGCUCUGACUUUGAUCCGCUGUGCCAGGCCGGCGCACCAGAUGCCAGAACGGACCUGCCGCUCGUACGCUCGGCCGGAGCAGCGGCUCCUUUAGACCUGGCCAAUCAGUACGUACUACUGCGCCAGCACACGACCUCGUCUCGACUUCACUCUCAUAAACUCUCCCUCUCAUGCAAAGAUCACUUUAGCUGGAAGUGGACAGGUUCGUUUUAUGUACCAUGUUACGGUUAUCGAUUGAGGUUUUUCCCUCCUGGAAUUGCCAGUGUUGUUAUUUUUAUUUCGUCAACAUUGCUGUUGUUAAUGUUGUUGUUGUUGCUGUUGAUGUUAUUGUUGUUUUGCGCUUUUUUUCGUUUUCGUUUUCGUUUGUUCGUGUGUGUGUGUCAAUGCAGUGGUCUCUACGGUAGCUGCUCUCACCAGCCCCUUUUGCUGCGCGUAUGCAGAAACACUCUGAAUAAGAGGCAAACCUCAGUGUAUACGGCGACCGCUAAUGUCGCCGAUGGCAAUUGAUAGAGAAUCACUCGGAAGCAUUACGAUGGGGAUGGACUGAACAAAGUGGCAUAAUGAAGUGUAGGAACGGUGCUCAAUUUGACUUCUACUUCUCCAUCGUAGCCCAUCUCUGCCUCUUUGCACUUUUCUUCUCUGUUUCAGCCCUGCUAGGCCGCGUUCACACUGGUGCUUAUGACAAAGGGCAGGCAGAGUACACUACUUUACCUGGUCGCCUCCUCUGACAGUAAUAAAAGCAAACGAUAACGGAGACUCGGCUCUCUACUUCUAUGCAAAGACCGACCGAGAAGUGCAGUUCAAAAACUGUAGUUCUCUCCAAGCCCACUCUUCAACUUCAGCAGUUCAUUCUGAGCAGGCAGCUUCCUCGCAGUGUGGCCUGCAGUAAGAAACCAGCCCACUUGUUAAAUCAGGCCCUCACUGUUUACUCUCUGAAUGAUCGCGUACAUAUUACAUACAUAUAUGCAGUCUCAGGGCAACCUCAGAGAACCCCAAAGUGAUUUCUCUUUAAAGGGGGCGGAGUUAUGUAAGCAUUCAUUGGGCUUCAGAGACGCUCCGAAUCCUUGAAAUCGAAGUGGAUGAGUUGACUUGGAGAAGGAAAAGUCCCUACUGUAACAUUAAGCUAGUCUAGAAAAACGUUGACUUGAAUUAUUGCAUUAAUCAGAUAUCUUAUCAGACUGGGGCUCUUUAAACCGUUUUGGAUGUGGACUUUAUCAAUAGUUGUUUUUAUAAAGAGCACAUGGAGAUGGAGAGGUAGAACUCAAGUUGGCACCAAGUCAGACGGGUAGCACCUUGUCCCAGGUAUUAAGUGUUCAACUGGGAGGACUGCUGAGAAUAAACAGGGAAUCCAGAAUGUUUAGGUGCACUGUAGAUGGUUCACAUUGGGUACAUCUUUCUUUAAACCAAAAAAAAAACAAGGUUUUUGUCUCAUUAUUAAAUAUAAGAGGUAACUUUAAUUCUGUAGUACACUCUUGACUGAAGUGCUUCUCUUUGCAAGCCUUUUACGCCCGAAUGGGGCGAACAGAUGACUCUGGGGUUGCUGUAUUGAUGGUAUUAAAUUCUGUCCUGUUCCGAUACUAAUGGAACGGUGCAGAGUUAUUAUUAUUAUUAUUAUUAUUUUGUUUAAGUUUCAUUUUUACAGGUCCGGGUCCAUACGGACCUUUUGUAUCAGACGGCCUGUGGCACAUGCCAGUUGAUACCAAGUCUUAAAAGAGGAAAAUCCCUUUCUGGAAGAUAUUUCAUUUUCCUUUUUUACUCGAGUGACACUAGCAACAAUCACUAUUGCCUGUUUUUGAAGAUAUAUGAAUAUAUAUAUUUUUAACUGCCUUUCUCUAAGCUGUUCUCGAGACCACAGAUUGAAAAAGAACGUCCAAAACAUGUUAAAAUUCAGAGGAAUGACUGGCGGGUUAGCCUGCGAGCCAACAAGUGCCCAGUCCUCCACUGUGGGCAUGCUGGGUCUUUGUAUGUAGGACUGAUGAUGAUGAUGAUGAUGAUGAUGUACCCCAACUCUAUGAGAGAGGCUCAAAUGCAAGUUGUGUAGAUAACAAGGCUGCUUCAAACAUACAAAAUAACAGGGCCUGGUGAGCUCUAAAGGAGAUAAAUCCUCUUUCUUAGGGCCCUGGCUUGAAUAUGCACAUGCUGGUUGAUAUACAUGUACAUCUGAAAUCCUGUGUAUGUAUAUAACUGGUUUAUCUUUCUCCAUUUACCUUUAGUUUGUUUUUCAGGCCUAAGUGACCCAUUUCCUUCUCUCCAUGAAUUACCUAGAUGAUAAAAAGCAUAAACAUAUCAAAAUUAUACAAAUGAAAAAAUACAAAUACUUGAAUCAAAGAAGCGCCAAUAAUGUAAUGUGAAAAUUUUUUGUAAUAAUUUUGUCAUUCAUACACUUCCAAGCUUUUUGAUAACAUCGGUUCAAACUGAACGAAAAAAAAAAAUAUUAGAAAAAAAACGACAAAAUGAAAAAAAAAACAAAGAUAAAAAACGCAAAAUGACAUCGUUUGUAUGUGUGUGUUUGCACAAGAUUGCGUGUACUGUAUGACAAAUGAAUGGAUCUCAGUAUAGAUUGCUUGUAUGAGUGCCGAAGGGUUCAAACCAAUGUAUGCUUGUGAUUUACAGUGGAAUUGUUUGCGCCUUUUGUUUUAUUUUUGAAGCAUUUUAGAGGUUUUUGUCUCUUUUUUGUUGGCUAGUCAAAACUAUAUUCGGAUGUGUAUUGUUAUUGUAUUUGUUCUUAGCUUUGUUAUUAGAGUUGCACUGAGUGUCUGCUUCCCCUCAUUCAGCUAAUCGUACAACAUGAUAUUAAAGUACUAAGGGGACAAGGUGACAAUUCAUGUGUUAAUGUUUACUCAAGGACUUAUUGAGAAAAAUAACAAGUGUGUUUUUUUUAAUCUGUAAUACGAUUAUCUACCUUAUAGUGGCUUUUAUUGUGGAAUAAUCCAUGAUAAAGAAAUGGAUUAUUAUGAGUAUUGCACCAUUUUUGUUUUAAAGAUUAUAAACAGAAAAAAUGCAAAAUACUAACAAAAAAAAAUGAUAUAAAUAUAAACCGUGGGAAAAUCUUUUUUUUUCUUUUUUUGUUUUUUUGAAGAACUGUGGCCAUAGUUUGAUGUAGAGGGACUUGUAACUCUCCAUGUUGCACCAUGGAGAGCUGGAUAGACAUCUGAAGAAGAGUUUAUUACAAGACUCAUUUCAGAGGUGCCUACCUUUAUGGUUUGCUUUUUUAUUUCAGUUCUACUUUUAGUCUUCUUUGUGCAAGGCCACCAACAGUUUACAAGCAUUUCAUGUUUUUCUGAAGUUCAAGGAAGAGAAAAAUUACAUUGAGAAUCCUAAAGGACAUACUUCCAUCAGAUAAAUAACAAAAACACUUUACGAAAAUGAAGAUUAUUGUGCUACUUGCUGAACUCUGGGAUUGAUCAGUGUUGUCGUAUUUUUUUUAUUUUACUUAUGUUGGCAAUGUUACUUCAUAGAUGAUUAAAGCCUGUACUUUCUUGUUUUUUAAAGCUACAAAAAAAAACAUUUCCUUUGUUGAAAAGAAAAGAGAUAAUUGUUCACUAUCUUGCACACACAAAAAGUGGAUCAUGUCUCAGGAAGGCAAGGGUUCCAGAGUACCAACUCCACGCCAUUUAAUGUUUGUUUUUAGAGAAAGAGGAUUACAGAAAAAAAUAAGCACUGAAGGUUAUGGAUUUCAGAAGAAGAAAAAUACCUUUGUUUCUAAAUCCGUAGCAGUUACGUAUUUACCAAAUAAUGAACUCUUAAUGGACUUUAAAAAAGGAGUGCUUUAUAUAUAAAUCUAUAUAUUGAAAUUGCUUUACAUUUUAAACAAAAUGAUCAAUGAUUUUGAUUGUUCAAAAGACAGUGAAAGAACAUACAAAUGCUGUAUGUUUUAAUCUUUAUUGUAUUUUCUUAACAUGAGGUCCCUUCCUGUUGAAAUCAGGACCAUUGUGCAUUACUAUUUCUUUCCUCUUUGUCGUUCUGUCUCUUGUGGCGGGUAUUGAACACAAUGAAAAUUAAAAAGGGGGUCGGGGGGCAUGGUUUCUGUAUCGAUUUGAAUGAUUUAAACCGAAUUAAAGGCUGGUUUAUACGGAUUAUGAUCUAUGCACAAGGGGGGUGGGGUUCUUAAAGCUUCUGUGACCCAUCUCUCAUUGGGAUCAGGGGAACUAUUUUCCGGUUGUCCUUUAAUUGUGCUGACGCUGUUGUUUCCCUCCUCCACCGACACCAUCUUCUUCUUUCCCAUUUUUUUCAUGUAUCUUACAUACAAGUACAUCGCCAUGCUGUGUAUUCCUAAACCAAUGAGCGUCUCAUUCUGAAGCACUGUGGGGUUUUUAUUGUAGCCCAUGACUUUCAAGGUUGUCUGUGUUCUUAACGUGUGAAUGAGCGAGCGAGUGUGUUACUUGGAUGCGUGUGGGCAGAACUAUUGGGUUGCUUUUGCCUUUUGAUUUUAAAUGUUAAGAAAUAUGUCUGUACUGAGAUUUUAAGAAGUCAGUGGCUUUUAAUGUUUUUUCUCUUUCUCUCUAUUUCUCCUCAUAGAAUGUGAUUGUUGAUGACAUGCACCGAAAAAAAUGUUUUGAACUAUGGAGCUUCUUUCAAACAAUUAAUAAAUGCAUUUUUGUUCUUGGUUGUAA